GGCUUCCCGCCUCUGGGUGGGCGAGAGCGGAAUGUCUCCGUCCCUCCCCUCUGCUCAGGGCCUCAGUGCAGAACCGUCGGCGGUCGGAGCAGCAGCAGCAGCAGUAGUAGCCGUCACUUGGGCUAGGAUCCUCGCCACGCCGCCUCCUUCCUCCCAUUCUCCACCCCAGCUCCAAAGCCCAUAAGGCCUCCGUCACUCCCGCGUCCCAAGAGCCUUCCUGAGGAACCGCUGACCCAGCGCAUCCUUCCUUCUCUAGUCGGCGGCGCCGAGAGAAGCCCCGGGUGGGGGUGGUUACUGCGGGGGUGAGCGAAGGUUAGCGGCCGGCAUGAUGCGGCUCCGAGGCUCCGCGAUGCUGCGGGAGCUGCUGCUGCUGCAUCCGCCCGCCGCCGGGGCGGCUCUGAGACGGGGACAGCCCCUUACCACCUUGUGCCGGCGCCCCCGAGGCGGGGGCCGGGCUUCCGCCGCCGCCCGAGAGUUGUUCCCCUGGCGGGGUGGAGGCGCCCGCCGGCCCGCUACGCCUCUGGCACGGGGGCUGUCGAGCUCCCACUCGGAAAUCCUGCAGGAGCUGGGCAAAGGGAGCGCCCAGCCCCAGCCAACGCAGAUGCAGCCGCCUUCGCCGACCCCCCCUAAGGACGGCUCCGGCGAGGCCAACGCCUAUGGCAACAGCGAGGGGAAGGAGCCGGCAGGGGGAGAAAAUAAAAUCAAACAGGGUCUUCUACCUAGCCUGGAAGAUUUGCUGUUCUAUACCAUUGCAGAAGGGCAAGAAAAAAUACCAGUUCAUAAAUUCAUUACCGCACUGAAAUCUACAGGAUUGCGAACUUCUGAUCCCAGGUUGAAAGAGUGCAUGGAUAUGUUGAGAUUAACUCUUCAGACAACAUCAGAUGGUGUCAUGCUAGACAAAGAUCUUUUUAAAAAAUGUGUUCAAAGCAACAUUGUGCUGCUUACACAGGCCUUUAGGAGAAAGUUUGUCAUUCCAGACUUUAUGUCAUUUACUUCACACAUUGAUGAAUUGUAUGAAAGUGCUAAAAAACAGUCUGGGGGGAAGGUUGCUGAUUACAUCCCUCAACUGGCCAAGUUCAGUCCAGAUUUGUGGGGAGUGUCAGUGUGUACAGUGGAUGGACAGAGGCAUUCCAUUGGAGAUACCAAAGUUCCCUUUUGUCUUCAGUCCUGUGUAAAGCCCUUGAAAUAUGCCAUUGCUGUAAAUGACCUUGGGACAGAAUACGUGCAUCGAUAUGUUGGAAAAGAGCCUAGUGGAUUAAGAUUCAAUAAACUUUUCCUGAAUGAAGACGAUAAGCCUCAUAAUCCUAUGGUGAAUGCUGGAGCAAUUGUUGUAACUUCGUUAAUAAAGCAAGGAGUUAAUAAUGCUGAAAAAUUUGACUAUGUGAUGCAAUUUUUGAAUAAGAUGGCUGGUAAUGAAUAUGUUGGAUUCAGUAAUGCCACGUUUCAAUCUGAACGAGAAAGUGGAGAUCGAAAUUUUGCAAUAGGAUAUUACUUAAAGGAGAAAAAGUGUUUUCCAGAAGGUACAGACAUGGUUGGUAUAUUAGACUUCUACUUCCAGUUGUGUUCUAUUGAAGUGACUUGUGAAUCAGCCAGUGUGAUGGCUUCCACAUUAGCUAAUGGUGGUUUCUGCCCAAUUACUGGUGAAAGAGUGCUGAGCCCUGAAGCAGUUCGAAAUACACUAAGUUUGAUGCAUUCUUGUGGCAUGUAUGACUUCUCAGGUCAAUUUGCUUUCCAUGUUGGUCUUCCUGCAAAAUCUGGAGUUGCUGGGGGCAUUCUUUUAGUUGUUCCUAAUGUUAUGGGAAUGAUGUGCUGGUCUCCUCCAUUGGAUAAGAUGGGCAAUAGCGUUAAGGGAAUUCAUUUCUGUCAUGAUCUGGUUUCUUUGUGUAAUUUCCAUAACUAUGAUAAUUUGAGACACUUUGCAAAAAAACUUGAUCCUCGAAGAGAAGGUGGUGAUCAGAGGCAUUCCUUUGGACCCUUGGAUUAUGAAAGUCUCCAACAAGAACUUGCUCUAAAAGAUACAGUAUGGAAAAAAGUGUCACCUGAGGCAAAUGAGGACAUCUCCACAACUGUAGUGUAUAGAAUGGAAAGUCUGGGAGAGAAAAGCUAAAGGAAAUGGGAUCUAGUGUCAGAAUUUUCUUUAUUGACGCUUAUGAAAUGUCUUUUGUUUCAUGCAUAUUUUCAAUAUUUAUUUGAUUAUUAUUAUUAUUAUUUUGUUUCUUAACUUUUGGGACAAGCCAUGGACUUUUAUCUAUCCCAUUCUAAUCCUUGUGUAAAACUAUCAAAAAUCAAAAACUUGGAUUCAUUGGCCUUUUCAAAACUGAAAAAUAGGCAUCAAAGAAAAUAUAUUUUUAAAGAAAACUGUAAAAAGGAAACAUGUCAUUUAGUUUAAAAUUCUCUUCUAAAAAUAUUUUGCAACAAUUAGUUUUAUAUACCCACACAUUUUCAAAUUGGAAAAAUAGAAGCUCUUGAUUUCGAAUCUAUUAUUAAACCUUUAUUUUUCAGUUCUUUAAGCUGACUGACAUGGUGUCUAUAAUAUCAUUUUCUUAGCCAAAUGCAAAGAGCAGAGUAACCAAUUUUCAGGUUUAUUUUAUUUAAUGUUAAUCAUUGACACCAUAUCAGAAUUGUUCUAAAAUACAAAGUGACUUCAAGUUAAGCUCAGAAAUAUUUUGUAGCACUUUUUGAUACUUUUUAUUACUUGCAACAUUCUUAGCAAUUUUUUUGAGGUCUGGUAGUGAAUAUAUGUAGUGCCUAGUUAUUCUUUGCAAUCCCAGUGUUUCAGUAAUGAUGAAAUUUCAUGGGUAGGAGUAACUUGUGUUACUCCUGAACAUUCCAGCCAGAAUAACUUCAGGUAUAAAAUUAAUGCUCAAAUUGCUUGUAACUAGAAGGAACAAAAGUAUUUCUAAAAGAAAUUGUCUCUAAUUAUUAGCAGUUUUAUUUUCAUUUUCCAACUUAACUUUUUCUAGAUGAUAAUUAAACAAAAAGGAUUUUUGUUUUCUUUAACUUUUCAUGAAGGGUGUUUUUUUCCUCCACAAUAAAGUAGGAACACAUCUGUUAGCUUCCAAGGAUGUUUUAUUUGCACUGUUUAAGUGUAUUGACAUAGGAAUGGACUAAAGAACUUUUUGGAAUUUCGUACUACAUCAAGACAUUUUAAUUUUAUAUUCUAAUUCCUUGAAGUUAGAUUUCUAGUUACUCGAAAUGUGUAUUGAGAAUAACAUGUCCAAAAAAAAACCUGGUAACUAUGAUAAACAUACUUAAAACUCUUUUGACAAAUGAUAUUUUGAAAUUACACAGGACCUAGUCACAAUUCUUCCCUCAGUUUACCUGCUUGCUUUACCCAAAGUUCGAUCAUAGGCCAGUUCUUUAUUUUUGUUGAAAGCUGUAAUCAUUUCUUUUGAGAGGGAUAGAGCAUGUAGACUUGUAAUUGUAGGUUAUACAUGUCAACAUGUCAGAGUAAAGAUUACUAAAGGAUAAUAAGACAUAAAAGAAAGGUUGUUCAGAACACUUAGAGGGAUCUUUUGACUGUGUAAUAACCAAAAUGAAGAGAUGUUAGCUUAAGGACAAGGCAGUGUGGCAUUACAAAGCUUGUGUUCAAAGUCCACCUCAGACAAUUAACAACGGCUUUGUGACCCUGAGCAAGUCACUUAACCUCAGUGCUCUAGACAGUGCUCAAAGACAAAACCUUUUAAGGUUUUUCCCAUGAGUCAUAGGGUUGUUUAAAAUAGUAUGAUACAUUACUGCUAUGAAAGCCAUUAUUAUUGUUAUUUUUAUUUUUAAAGUAGGAAAGACUUUUGGAGAACAUCUUUACUAUUGUAACCUUGGACUUGAUUCAGACUGCUACAACAAUCCUCAUAUAAUUGCCAUUAAAGAUUUGAACAGGUUGAAUGCCUAAAGCAGUGAAUUGGGAGAAGGUUCUCUUUUUUUCUCCCCACUUAUCCAACUCCUGCUACUAUUCAUUUUGUCAUAAGUUUUAUUUUUUAGAGUUAACAUAUUUAAUAAAAUUGAUUUUUUUGUUAAUAAAACUGGACGUAGUUACGAAAAUUAUCAUGAAAAGGAACUGUUAUAUUUUCACCCAUUGAUAUAUAUUUAUAAUCAUAAGUUGUUUGUAGGAUUUACCUGACUUUGUUGAAAAACUUUAAUUUUCAUUUAGAAGUAGGAUAACCACAAAAUUACCCAGUAAGUUUAUAGAAAAAGAACCAAAAAAUUUAAGAAAAUAUUCGAUCUUUGGAGGAAAGAGAGAAUGAAAUGAGAGGGAAGAUAUACUUGUGAAUAGGACCCAAAGCAUUAGUUAAAAAAAAAAAACUUCCAGGGUUUAAAGGCUUUAUCUUGCAUCUUUCAGUAUUACCAGUACUAUUUCCAAGAUGAUCCUUUAAAAAUGCCUAUGACUGUUGGAUUUCAUUUGUUUCAUACCAUUACUGAUUCUUGAUAUUCAAGCAUUUUAGAAGUUAGUAUGUUUUUCUUUGUUGGCAUCAUUGACAUUUCAUUUGAAAUGUACAUUUCUUUAAAUACUUUGUUUUUUAGCAUAAAUGUUGUGCAUUUUGCUUGAGUAUUUAGAUUUAAAACAUUUGUCUUAUUUAGCCUCUUUUUCAUUGCUUUGUAUAUUUAAUGUACCUUUUGUUUCCAGCAUGCAUAUAUUUUGUAUUGUAUAAUAAAUUUAUUUUAAGCUGAUUUUAUUGUUUUGAACGUGUUUUUGAUGAAAACAACUCCAACUAUUUAUUCAGAUCUUAUGUUGGAGGUUUUUAAUUUAGAAAAAAAAAUUACCUGCUAUAAGAAUACCAUCAAAAGUGUUAACAUUUAAUCAUAAGACUGCUAUGAAGAGAAACUGGAAAUACUUAAAGGUGCAUCAGUUGCUUUUUUUUCUGCAGUGUGGUUGUUGGGGGAUAUUUUUUGUUUUCAUUUUGUUUUUGUUUGUUUUUUAUUGGUUGUGUACUAGAAGCAUUUAAAUAAAGACUUUUUUCUUUGA
Phascolarctos cinereus (koala) is the source of this 4960-nucleotide messenger RNA. RefSeq names its product glutaminase (gene GLS). Gene Ontology annotation, molecular function: glutaminase activity; protein binding. Gene Ontology annotation, biological process: L-glutamine catabolic process. The record is from RefSeq and is a predicted model, not a curated record. Lineage: Eukaryota; Metazoa; Chordata; Mammalia; Diprotodontia; Phascolarctidae.